This is a messenger RNA of Cavia porcellus (domestic guinea pig), 2072 nucleotides long. It is a transcript of the gene Ebag9, whose product is annotated as estrogen receptor binding site associated antigen 9. The record is from RefSeq and is a predicted model, not a curated record. Gene Ontology annotation, cellular component: secretory granule. The coding region runs from base 239 to 880 and encodes 213 amino acids. Lineage: Eukaryota; Metazoa; Chordata; Mammalia; Rodentia; Caviidae. The transcript has 7 exons.
AACCCAUUUGAAGUGGGUAGUCUGAAAUCAAACAGUUUUGGUUACGAAACUCAGAGUUUACUCGUCCAGGAGACCUUCCCCGACUCGGUAACAGUCUGAGGUCCCCAGACGGAAAAAGAAAAAUGUUAACGUAUUAUAGCCAGGCUCUCAAAUUCUCCUGAUUGUGCUGCUUUCCACUUGCUGCUGUUGCACUUUUGAUUUUCAUGUUUGGGAGAAAAUCCAGGUUUUGAUUCCCAUCAUGGCCAUCACUCAGUUUCGGUUAUUUAAAGUUUGUACCUGCCUGGCAACAGUGUUCUCAUUUCUGAAGAGGUUAAUAUGCAGGUCUGGCAGAGGAAGGAAGUUAAGUGGAGAUCAAAUUACAUUGCCAACUACUGUCGAUUACUCAUCAGUUCCUAAGCAGACAGAUGUGGAGGAGUGGACGUCCUGGGAUGAAGAUGCUCCCACGAGCGUGAAGAUAGAAGGGGGCAAUGGAAAUGUGGCCGCGCAGCAGAACGCCUUAGAGCAGCUGGAACCUGACUACUUUAAGGACAUGACACCCACUAUAAGGAAGACUCAGAAAAUUGUUAUUAAGAAGAGAGAGCCAUUAAAUUUUGGCAUUCCAGAUGGUAGCACAGGUUUCUCCAGUAGAUUAGCAGCUACACAAGAUAUGCCUUUUAUUCAUCAAUCGUCUGAGUUGGGUGACUUGGAUACCUGGCAAGAAAAUACCAACGCUUGGGAAGAAGAGGAAGACGCGGCCUGGCAGGCAGAAGAAGUCCUGAGGCAACAGAAAAUAGCAGACAGAGAAAAGAGAGCAGCAGAACAACAAAGGAAGAAAAUGGAAAAGGAAGCACAGAGGCUAAUGAAGAAGGAACAAAACAAAAUCGGUGUAAAACUUUCAUAACAAAUGUGCUUCCAAUGUCAUAGUGCCAGUAGGAGAAAUCUGAGCUCCACAAUCCACGUAACAUUAUAUGGAUGUAAGAGUUUUUUCAGGAUACAAACACCCUGCUUGAUUUUAAUGCAUUUAUCAGGCCAUCCAGGACACAAGGAUUCUCCCACACCUUGAACUGUUAGCGACUGAGACUCAAAGGAACAAAAAAGACGUAUGAGGCAUUGUUUUCCUCAACAUGCUCCAAAUAUCAGACAAUGUUUGCGGUCAAGAAAUUAUUACAAAUGGAAUAUACUGGUACCUCUUAAGCUAGUAUUUCUAGCUAAAUAAAUGUGUAUAAUUUUAUGGUGAAAAAGGACUCUGCUACCAUCCUUUCCUUCAGUGUGCAUAAUUAUAAAAUAAAUAAUUUUAAUAUCCUUCUGUUUUCAUGUCACCUGAUCUAAAGUAGGUAAAUUGUAGGUAGGGCUUUUACUUCCUUAUUUUUGUUGUCAGAGGCUGGUGUUAGCAUACAUUUUCUCUAAUCUGAAUUGGCUUUGUUUGUUUGAAACGUUAAAGAAUUUGAUUUUGGUUUUCAAGAAAAUGACAUGAAAUGCAAUAAUAUUUAUUAUAAAUAUUUUUUACAUCAUUUUUUUUGAAUGGUUGCAUUGAUAUACAUGUUUGUAACUUAUUAGCAUGUCUAAACAUUGAAAUUCAGCUAAAAUGACAAAUUUAUUUUACAUUAUUAUAACUUGUGAGUUUUAAGAACUAAUAGGGGUAGGUUUUCCUUUUCAGUAUAGAUUUUAAUAUGUUAUGUUACCCUUGAAGUACCUUAGAUCUUCCUCGCCCUCAAAAGCCAUUAACUUGCAAAUACACAAAGCCUUCAGUUCUGAUAAUUUAAGCUUUCAAAUGAUUUCUAUAUCGGUUUUAAGUAUCCGACAUAAUGGAGAUUACCUGUGUUGUUGGCUAAGGUAACAUUAUUGAUUCAUUGAAUUAUAAAGAAAGAAAGGAAUAACCAUCUGUUACUCACUGUGUGGAUUGGCUUGCCUUAAAGAAAUAUUUGAAUACUGUGUUCAUGUUGCCGGGUUGGGGGGGAAUGAUAAAAAACAGAUUUGAUAAUUUAAAAUCCCAUUAAUUUUUCUCUACAAAUUACAUUAAGCCUGAUUUCCUGCAGUUUCAGAACUUUCAAAGAUUUUUGACUUUAUUAAAAGUUACUGUGUUUAAAAAAAAA